CCACGCCCACCAUUGCACGGGCACGCGCACGCCGCGGCCUCGAGCACGCCGCCGCUCUCGUCGCAGUAAACGCGGCCGCUCCGGUUGGCCUUGGGGGCGGGGCUGUAGAGGAACUUGCCAAAGCCGCAGAGUGAAGUGAGAAUUCUACUAGAGAGGAGAUGGCUGCCUCUUCAUCAUCCUCCUCAGCUGGUGGGGUCAGUGGAAGUUCUGUCACUGGAUCUGGUUUCAGUGUCUCAGACCUUGCCCCACCACGGAAAGCCCUUUUCACCUACCCCAAAGGAGCUGGAGAGAUGUUAGAAGAUGGCUCUGAGAGAUUCCUCUGUGAAUCCGUUUUCAGCUAUCAAGUGGCAUCUACGCUUAAACAGGUGAAACAUGAUCAGCAAGUUGCUCGGAUGGAAAAACUAGCUGGUCUGGUAGAAGAGCUGGAGGCAGAUGAGUGGCGAUUUAAACCCAUCGAGCAGCUGCUGGGGUUCACACCCUCUUCAAGUUGACCUUGCCUGGACAGUCACCUCUGGGGCACAGCAAGUGCAGGUGCAGUGAGGAAAUUUUCUUACAGCUUACAUAGCCAUCCAGAGAUUCACAGCUCCAUCACUGAAUUGUUAAUUCACAUCCAUACUUGGUUUCUCUGUAUCUAACCACAAGCAACAAAUACUUAAAUGUGUGAUCUUACAAGGAAAUUUUUUGUUUAUUUGUUUAAAAAAGUAUUGAGAAUCAGAUUUAGGCAACUGGCAUCACAGAACCAGGAGGUCUGGGUUUAAGAGAGAUUAAUAAAACUUCACAAGCCAGGACACAUGCCAGAAUUGGCCAACAGAAUGGCAUCCCUCCUGUCAAUUCAUGCAAUUCCUAGAAUCCUCACCAGUCAAGUCCGAGGUCAGGAUCUGGAGCUAUAAAAUACAGCAUUUCUUUUUUUUUUUUUUUUUUUUUUUUUUUUGCAGUAUGCGGGCCUCUCAUCACUGUUGUGGCCGCUCCCCUUGCGCCAGACGCGCAGGCUCAGCGGCCAUGGCUCACGGGCCCAGCCGUUCCGCAGCAUGUGGGAUCUUCCCAGACCGGGGCACGAACCCGUGUCCCCUGCAUCAGCAGGCGGACUCCCAACCACUGCGCCACCAGGGAAGCCAAAAAAAUACAGCAUUUCUGACCUAAAACCGUUCUUUUUGCAGAUGAAUGUGAUUUCAACUCAGGACCUGUCCAAAUUAGGAAUUUUUUAAUGUUUGGGAUUUUUUUUCUAUUUUUAGACAUCUAAUUCUAUAGAUUCUAUCUUUUUCUAACCUCUAGGCAUGCCAAAUGCUGGCAAAAAGAAUUGCUAUUUUUUUUUUUUUUUUUUUUUUUUUGCGGUACGCGAGCCUCUCCCGUUGUGGAGCACAGGCUCUGGACGCGCAGGCCCAAGCGUCCAUGGCUCACGGGCCCAGCCGCUCCACGGCAUAUGGGAUCCUCCCGGACUGGGGCACAAACCCACGUCCCCUGCAUUAGCAGGCAGACUCUUAACCACUGCACCACCAGGGAAGCCCAAAGAAUUGCUUUUUGAAUGUUGAAGUUCUGGUAAAAAUAAAGCAGUGAGCAAAAUCCUUUUAAACACAGAAAUCCUGAGUUCAUCUUGUUGGUGGGCUCAGGCAAUUCUGUAGCAAAUAAAUCCUUUGAAAGAGCUCCAGAUUGGUUUCUUUAUCCUUUCAAAGCCUCAGGGAUUUGGGAUAGGGGAAAGAGGUCAAAUUACUUUUUAUAAGAAGGGAAUGUAAAAACCAUUUCUCCUAAGUAAAUGGUAGAUUUGCUUUCUCUCAGGGAUAUUUGUCUUUUUCGAAGUAUAUGAAUUUAUCAUCAAUAUCUGAGUAAGUUUUUAACCAUGAAAAGGAAAAACCUGGAAAGCUAAGAGGUGUCUUUUGUUUUCCCUCAUGGGACCCCAGGGUCCACACUGCACAGUUAGGAGAAUCAUUUAUUAAAUUGUAUGCAAAUUUUGCCUCAGACAGCAUUUGCCUUUCUCCUCAUUAAUAACUUGUACCUGACCUGCUUAGAGUUGGUUAAUUAUGAAUAAAUAAGAUUCCAGUAGCAAUUGGC
Orcinus orca (killer whale) is the source of this 2046-nucleotide messenger RNA. It is a transcript of the gene ANAPC16, whose product is annotated as anaphase promoting complex subunit 16. Gene Ontology annotation, cellular component: cytosol; anaphase-promoting complex; kinetochore. The coding region runs from base 159 to 491 and encodes 110 amino acids. Lineage: Eukaryota; Metazoa; Chordata; Mammalia; Artiodactyla; Delphinidae. The record is from RefSeq and is a predicted model, not a curated record. The transcript is spliced from 4 exons. Gene Ontology annotation, biological process: protein ubiquitination.